Molecule: messenger RNA, 3821 nt
Organism: Aedes aegypti (yellow fever mosquito)
Lineage: Eukaryota; Metazoa; Arthropoda; Insecta; Diptera; Culicidae
Product: histone-arginine methyltransferase CARMER
Exons: 5
Coding region: 1708-3489 (593 amino acids)
Biological process (GO): peptidyl-arginine methylation
Molecular function (GO): protein-arginine N-methyltransferase activity
Source: RefSeq, a predicted model, not a curated record
AUUUGCGACAACCCUAAACAUAACAAAACGAACAAAACAAAGUGCUUGAAGUGAUGUGAAAAUGUGCGGAAAAUUAUUCAAGAGCUGUAAUUUUUGAAAUCCUUGUGAAUCCGAAACUACGAUCAAUAUUCCGGGCUGUGCUAGAUACUGGUGAACUGCCUAAAUAUGGAAUCCUUCAGCCUUUUGAGCUGCAGAAUGUGCCUUCGGAUUCCGGCAGACGAUGUAUUAACAUUCUCUGUAUCCGACACGUUCAAAGGCAAACAACUAGACGAUUUAAUCGGGCAGCUAUUCGGCAUAAAGAUAUCUAAAGAGGAUUUCCUUAAUAAUGUGUGUGUAGAUUGUAUGGAUCGCAUCAAUACUGUUCGGACAAUUCACCAGCAAUUCCUCCAAAACAACGACAAAUUAAAACAAUUGCUAAAAACAUUUAACGAAGCUUCAGAGGACGUCGAAGUACUUGUCAUAGAUGACAUUCAUCUUCUAAAUGAGCACGAGUCACAUAAGUUGUCGGACGUUAAAACGGAUAUGCGUUUUAUGAAAUGCGAACCAGAACCAUCAUCACCCAUCAGCACACAUUGCGGAGAAGACGGUAAUGUAGUGCAACAAACUGACGAAGUUGAAAUUGAAUUCAUUAAAAGUCAACCGGUGGAUUUGGAUGACGAAGAAGUGAUUGAUCAUAAUCUGUUAGUAGAUGUAAUCAAUAGCAGUAUUCAGGACAAUGAAGUACUUGACCCUUGUGCACAUGUAACAGACAACACUUCGGAUAAUGUACAAAUUGAACAAAUCAUCAAACUCAAAUCCUCCACAAAAAAAGCUCAAACGGAUUUUCAAACUCCAUAUUUCAAAUGUUACUUUUGUAAGACGACCUUUCAACGGGAACUUGAUUUUACUGACCAUCUCCACGUGCAUUUUGGAGAAGUACCGCUAGUGUGCGAUAAAUGUGAUAACAUCGUGAUCAAAAGCGUGCGUCAGGCUAGCAAACAUUUGGCGCUACAUGACGAAGAAGAACGCCCCCACAAAUGUCGGAUAUGUCAGUUGCGGUUUUGUACCCGCGAAAACAGCCUAGCACACGAGCGCAAAAUUCAUCGAAUGAAGGUCAAGAUCAAGGAAAAUGUUGAUGGUUACGCCGAUAAGCAGAAGCUGAAAACGUUUAGGUGUAAAAUUUGUGGGCAAUCCGCCCCUAACUACCAAAGUCUGAGGAAACACGAGCUGACACAUGAUUCUCAUCAGCCUGUUCACACCUGCGAAGUAUGUGGCAAACAGUUCGCAGCUAGGAAAAACCUAACCAGGCACCUUAUGAUUCAUACAGGUGAACUCCCAUACAAAUGCGAAUUUUGCGAGCGGGCUUUCAGGCAAGCUGGAGAUCUGAAGGAUCACAUCAGAUGUCACACCAAGGAGAAACCAUACAUGUGCAACGGAUGCGGGAUGCGGUUUCGAAACAUUUCGAUGCUACACAUUCAUAGAAAAAAGCGACCAUGCUCAAUCGAUGAGUAGCGCGGGCGAUGGAUUAGUGUGCAAGUACAAGCUAUCAUAAAGGACGACAGCCGACCCGAAACUGACCGUGUGAAGUUUGUAAGAUCUAAUCCGUGAGGCGGUGCAAAAAGUGUUGUGUAAAUUGUCACGGAAUUCGUGCAUUUUGGGCCAUAAAUUAGGCGUCUCAUUCGGAAUUGCUCCCAAACAAACGGAUCGUGUGUGCGAAACGGGUGAAAAAUGUUCGAAAACCAGCAGCAGCUACUGAGAUUGCACGGGUGUAAACUUUUCAUCAUCGGCGAGAAUGACAACCUGGUCAACAAAUAUGGCCACAGCGUAGCAAUCGCGUGCUGCUAUGAUCCGCAAGGGAUGAGUGUCCGGGUGUUUCGGGAAGGCAGUCAACAACAGCUGGAAGAGUACCCGGUCAGCGUAAAAACGACCCAUCUCAACCAUGGCAUCACAUCACACAUUCUCAUCGUCGGGGGCGAAAUGAUCUACGUCAAGUUCGCCUCCGAGGAGGACUGCCAGUCGUUUCGGAUGCUCCUGCAGAACAUGUCCGGCAAGGUCAACUCAGUAUUCAACCUCCGCACGGAGGACUCUUCAGCAUCACAGUAUUUCCAGUUCUACGGCUAUCUCUCGCAGCAGCAAAACAUGAUGCAGGAUUUCGUGAGGACGAGCACUUACCAGAGGGCCAUUUAUAGCAACUCACAGGACUUCCACAACAAGAUAGUGCUGGAUGUGGGCGCGGGAUCCGGCAUCCUAUCGUUCUUCGCCGUGCAGGCCGGUGCAGCUAAAGUUUACGCAGUGGAAGCGAGCAAUAUGGCUCAAUAUGCGCAACAGCUGGUUCUCUCGAACAAUUUGGACGGCAAAAUAAUCGUAAUUGCUGGCAAAAUAGAAGAAAUUGAACUUCCAGAGAUGGUUGACAUCAUUAUCUCCGAACCGAUGGGAUAUAUGCUGUACAAUGAGCGCAUGUUGGAGACCUAUCUUCAUGGAAAGAAAUGGCUCAUACCGGAAGGAAAAAUGUUCCCUUCGCGAGGCGACUUGCACGUGGCACCGUUCACUGACGAAGCUCUCUACAUGGAGCAGUACAAUAAAGCUAACUUUUGGAUGCAAACCGAAUUCCACGGCGUAAAUUUGGUAGCUCUGAGGGACGCUGCCAUGAAGGAAUACUUCCGUCAGCCAAUCGUUGAUACAUUCGAUAUUCGCAUUUGCAUGGCCAAGUCAAUAAGACAUACAACAAACUUUUUGACCGCUGACGAGAAAGAUUUACACCGUAUUCAAAUUGAUGUUGAGUUCCAUAUCCUAGAGACAGGAACUUGCCAUGGGCUUGCAUUUUGGUUUGACGUAGAAUUUGCUGGUUCUUGCUCCCAGGUUUGGUUGUCCACAGCACCAACGGAAUCGCUAACUCAUUGGUACCAGGUUCGCUGUUUGCUACAAACUCCUAUAUUCGUUAAGCAAGGUCAAGUUUUAUCUGGGAAAGUAGUUUUGGCAGCUAAUCAAAGGCAAAGUUAUGAUGUCGAAAUGGACUUGAAAUUGGAAGGAACGAUGAUAACUUCCACCAAUACAUUAGAUCUUAAAAAUCCGUACUUCCGAUACACUGGUGCUCCAGUUCCGGCACCGCCUGGUUCGAAUACUACAUCACCAAGUGAGGCGUAUUGGGGACAACUAGAUGCUCAAGGUGCUCGAAAUGCAGUGAAUCUCGUUAAUGGGAUCACAGUGAACGGUCUUGGCGAAGUGGACAUGACGAUGAUAAACACCAACCUGAUGCCGAUUGGAAAUCAACCGAACAUUCAUCCCGGGCUUAUUUCCAGCACUGGCAGACAGCAAUCACAGCAGCAAACAACUCCGGCGCAACCGCUAACAAUGAAUCCUACUAUUGCAUGUGCGGCUACCUCAACGCAGAAUGUGGCCCAACAGCAACUAAUUGGUGGCGCUAUUUCUCCAUCCUUAUUUACGACACCCACGCAACAGAUCAUCAACAGUCACCAUGCACAGCCCAUCCAUGGUGCCCAGUUCUACUAAGAAAGACAGCAAUGUUCUCGUCGAGAAAGCAUAUUAAUCGAGCACUGUAAUACAUACAAGACUCCAACAACUACACUUACACACACAUACACUCAAGAAACGCUUUAUCAUCGCCGAUUAGGUUCACUGCGCUACUCUUAUAAUUAUUUAAUUGUAUACCACUUUUACUGAGAUUGACCGAGCGGGAUCCAAACGGAUACCCGCUGUCCGAAUAGAAUAUAUUACAAGGUAGUAAACUUUUAUUUUCAAAAGUUAAGUUCACUUUUUAUGUCUCCUAGUUUUAAAUAGAUUUUCCAAUUAAAUUGUGUCUCUGAAGCGUCAACCAGCGGAAA